Hyla sarda is the source of this 1796-nucleotide messenger RNA. It is a transcript of the gene ZMYND10, whose product is annotated as zinc finger MYND-type containing 10. Gene Ontology annotation, cellular component: centriolar satellite; cytoplasm. Bases 110 to 1480 code for a protein of 456 amino acids. The record is from RefSeq and is a predicted model, not a curated record. Lineage: Eukaryota; Metazoa; Chordata; Amphibia; Anura; Hylidae. Gene Ontology annotation, biological process: inner dynein arm assembly; motile cilium assembly; outer dynein arm assembly. The transcript has 12 exons.
GCAGGCAGGAAGUAGCCGUUGUUGUAGCGACCGGGAUGCUGCGCAUGCUCAGAAGUGGUGCGUUUGGUUUCCAUGGUAACAUCAUAACGCAGUUGGAGUGUAGCGUGACAUGAUGGAGUCGAGUCCGGUUCUGCUGUAUGGAGAAGCUGAGGGAAUGGUGCGGAGUCUACAGAGGUUACCGCUGCGAGACACGGGCUCAGGAGGGUGGUUCAAGCAGCAUGAAUAUAUAGAGAAAUUGAACAUGCAGGCAAUCCUGAAUGCCUCUGCCGGCCAAGAGGAGAUGAUCAAGGAUUUACUGGUGACACAUGGAAAGGUUUCCACGUUGAUUCAUGAGUUAAUCAGUAUUGAGCUCUGGAAGCAGAAAGUCUUCCCUGUGAUCUGUCAGCUUCAGGAUUUCCAGCCCAAAAGCACAUUCCCCCUGUAUAUGGUGGUUCAUCAUGAGGCCACCAUUAUUAAUAUUCUGGAAACAAUAUUCUACCACAAGGAUGUAUGUGAAUCUGCAGAGGACCUGGUGCUGGAUCUGGUUGAUUAUUGUCAUCGAAAGCUUACAUUGCUGCUCUCACAUUCUUCUGAAGACAUAAUACAAGGCCAGGACAGACUGCUGCCAAGCACAGGCAGCGAGACCUCAUCACUGGAGGAACUGAAACUGCAGGCUGAAGCCUUGGACUUUGAUAUUGCCCUGAAGUGUCUAUCGGUCCUGCGGUACAUUACUGACCACACAGACAGCCUCCUGCUGAGCGUGACCACAAGACUGCUCAAUACCCAUAACUUUCCCUGUGUCCUGGUGGAACUUCUGCACAGAUGUCCCUGGAGUCGGCGGAUUAAAGGUCAGCUGCAAAAGUAUGAGAGUGGCCGCUGGUUGUCAGUGCCUACCGAGGACCAACAGAAGAUGACUAAGCUGGACGGUCAGGUGUGGAUAUCUCUGUACAACCUUCUUCUGAGGCCAGAGUGCCAGCAGAAAUACAACAUCAACAAUUUCACAAGAGGGCAACUUCUCAAGCUUCGUAGUUAUCUCACAGAAGUCCUCAUUGAUCAAUUGCCAAACUUAGUGGAACUGCAGCGAUUUCUCAGCCAUCUGUCUGUGAGUGAACCAGCACCACCAAAGAAGGAACUCCUCUUAGAGCAGGUUCCAGAAGUCUGGGACUCCAUUAUCAGAGAGAGUUCUGGCAAAUGGAAGGCAAUAGCAAAAUACCAAGUGAAGCAUGCAUUCUCUCCUAGUGACAGUGACCUGCGUCUCCAGGCUCAGAGAUGGGCCCAGACCUAUAACAUGGAUGUAAUGGAAGCACUAGUGCCAGAUAAGCCCAAGUGUGGAUCCUGUGGGGCAGAAGCUGCCAAACGCUGCUCCCGCUGUCAGAAUGAAUGGUACUGCAACAGGCAGUGUCAGGUCAGUCACUGGCAAAAACAUAAGAAAGCUUGUCACCUAGUGAGUGAGGCUAAGAAGAAGAUAAGAGGAGAUGAAAACUCAGAUGUGAAUUGUUAACCAUGAGAAUUGCAGUCCUGCCAGCUAAAGCCAUUGAAGCCAUCAAGCCUUAAAAGAAUACUGUAUAGACCAUUACAUUUAUGGAUAGUGUUCAGGGUAAAUCACACCAGGUACAAUGGAAGACGCCAUCAGCUCACCAUGACAGGACCCUGCCCACAACAACUGCUGACCAGUAUUUCAAGGAAUUAUUUAUUCUGAACUUCCAGUGAAGGAAAUGUGUCUUGUCUAUGGUUGAGUGAGUGAGUUCUGCAUCUGGUUGUAAAAAACUGUAUCGUCCUUAUUUAUUAUUCACAUCAUUAAAUGCCUUUGUAACAAA